Messenger RNA from Octopus bimaculoides (California two-spot octopus), 1838 nucleotides. RefSeq lists its product as uncharacterized. The record is from RefSeq and is a predicted model, not a curated record. Gene Ontology annotation, cellular component: centrosome; spindle. Lineage: Eukaryota; Metazoa; Mollusca; Cephalopoda; Octopoda; Octopodidae.
AUGGGUAUGUUGUCAUAAAUGAGUAUGUUGUCAAACAGAAGUUUAGUUUCGUACUUCACAAUGGAGACUCGAAAAUUACAAGAACAGAUCAAAGGGUCUGUAAAAUAUCGUAAAAAGGCAACAUUAACAUUAGCUCCUACUCUGCUUCAACCAAGUUCUCACCUAGCGGAUUUAGCAUGUUAUGCUGGUGUCAAAAUGAGUCCAAAAAUUUUCCAGAUUUUGUUGGAACUACUCCAAAUGGGUGUGCAUCCUGUAGCAUUGGCAAAAAUGUUAAAAGCAAUGUGUUCUCAAAACAGAGAAGUAACUCCCAAGACUGAGUACAUGGUAGGGAAACCGAAAGAACCAGCAGCUAAAGGCCCUGCUGCUCGACCAAAGGAAAAUGUAACGAGCAAAACUACGAAAGAGAAGUCAAAAAAGCCAGUUCCAAGUACAAGGUUUCACAAUGCUACUUCCACUCAGUUCCAGUCUGCUAACGUAAAUUCUGGUAGCAGUGCAAACCUGAAAAAAAAGUAAUUGUGUCAAUUAUCUGGCAUGUGAAAGGUACCUCCAUCAGAUUGGCUGAAAGAUAAAACAACAAUUUUAAAGGCAUUAAAUUAACCAAGUAAUCACAGUCAUGAUCAAAAUGGAAUGAUUGAGAUUUGUAAAAAAGAUAAAGAGACACCUCACAUCUUCCUAUCAUAUGAUUCACCUCAGCACUCUAAUUUUGAAGUCAGUUAACUGUCUGUAGCUCAUCCUGUUUAAACCUUUUACAUUCAGAUUACUCUGUCAUAUGAUAUGCUUAUUUAUUUACAUUGUUUUGAACAAUUCAUGCAUUAUUUCGUAGCUUUGAGAUUUUGAUGAUGUAACUGUUUAUUUUUAGGAUGACAUUGUAAGGUAGAUGUGAGUAGCUGGGUCUGGUUGAUUUUAGUAUAAAAACAGGUAAAAUAUUUGGGCUGGAUAUAUAACUUAUUUAACCCUUUUGCAUUCAAACCAACCACAUCUGGCCAAACUAUUUAGCAUGUUUUAUACUGAAAUAGGCCAGAUCUGGCCUCUCACCUCAACCCUAUAAUGUCAUUCUAAAACUAAACAAUCAUGUCAUUGAAAUCUUGAAGCUAUGAGAUAAUGCAUGAUUAAUUCAAAACAAUAUGUAUAUAAAUAAACAUUACGUUUGACAGUAUAAUCUGAAUGCUAAACAGUUAAAAAGCUUAAAGCUGGUUAUUCAUUGUAGAAAAUGUUUCAGUUUUGACACAUCUGAGACAACUGUGUGAAUGAUAUCCUCUUCCUCCUAGGCACCUCACUUCACAUUUAUCACACGACUGAAGCCAUUAACGUCCCCAUUCCACAAGUCCCAAGUAAUUUAUCCAGAGUUGUGCAAGCAGCAUCACUUCCCAUAAUACAUAGGGGAAAAGUUAAUCACCACUGUAACAUCUGCAAGAUUACUGCCUCUGUGCAUUGCAUAGGAUGCAAGGUUCCCUGCUUCCCAAAUUGAAGAGUUCUCCUUUCCACAAUAUCUCAGCCUAGAUGACUCUCUAAGCAAGACUCCCACCAGAAGAAAUGUCACUUUGUUUUUUGCGUACCACAUUUCCAAUUUUAGAUUGCAUGCACUCAACAAACCUCAUUUCAAGUUUCCUAUUUCAUUUUUAUCCACUCUCACCAUCAUUUAAACUCUGUUACUAAAUGUAAUGUAACUUCUUACUGUUCCAACUCAGCAGAGUGAUUGAAAAUGUCUCAGCAGCUUCAGAAUGAAACCUCCACAAUUCACAGACAUUGCUUUUAUCCAUUGACUAAUUUUAUAUAUAUGUAAAAAAAAAAAAAAUUCUGGAAUAAAUGAUAAACAUUAAACAAUUUUUUAACAUUUA